AUGUGUGUUGACAACAAUGCUGGCGCAGGCCAGACAACGGCACAAUCUAAUUCACAGCCCAAUAAUCUCGCAGACCAGGAGGUCAUCAUCGAAGCUGAUGAAGAGGACGACGCGUCCGAAACUGGGGCACUUAGCAUAGCAUCGUCGAGCACAAGCGUCACUAGCUCGAUUCUUGACUACCGCAUCGAAAAUGGUAGAACGUAUCACAAGUACAAGGACGGAAAGUACAAUUUGCCCAAUGACGAAAGGGAGAAUGAAAGACUUGGUGGGUGUCUUCUGAGAUACUGUGACACCCUGAUGAAUAAUUUGACUGACUUCUCAGAUCUGCAACACACGCUGUUCCUGCUUACAUUCUACGACAAGCUUGGCAAUGCUCCUCCGAAUGACCCAGGAUCAAAGGUUGGAAGGGUCCUUGAUGUCGGCACGGGUAGUGGUAUCUGGGCAAUUGACUAUGGUGAUGAACAUCCUGAGGCUGAGGUCCGUGGCAUAGAUCUAUCUGCUGCGCAACCGAUGUUUACUCCGCCCAACGUGAGAUUCGAGAUUGAUGAUCUCGAGGAGCCCUGGACAUUCUCGCAACCAUUCGAUUACAUCCACAGUCGAAUGAUGAACUCAUCUGUCAACAAUUGGAAGGAAUACAUCGACAAGUGCUUCAAGAACCUCACGCCGGGUGGCUGGUUAGAGUUGAACGAGAUUGACAUUACUCCCCUUUCAGACGACGGUACACUGAAACCCGAACACUCGAUUUCGCGCACUGUGGGCUUGCUUCAAGAAGCUUCAGAAGUGUUCGGCCGUGCUUACCAAGAUGUCAAGCAACUGAAGUUCAUGUUGAUAGAGGCUGGCUUCACUGAUGUGACCAUGCAACAUUUCAAAUGGCCUACUAACCCCUGGCCGAAGGAGGCAAGGCACAAGGAACUUGGGGCCUGGAACAACGAAAACCUCGCACAAGGCUGGGAGGCAAUUUGCAUGGCGCCGCUAACCAGAGCAUUGGAAUGGACUAGAGAAGAAGUCAUUGUACUCAUGGCAGAGAAUCGCAAAGACUUUGCGGAUCGCAACAUCCAUGCCUACUUCUCAAUCUGGUCAAUUUAUGGCAAGAAGCCGGAAGAAUCUGAAGAGACAUCGCCUGAUAAUGCUUGA
Messenger RNA from Colletotrichum lupini, 1134 nucleotides. Its product is annotated as methyltransferase domain-containing protein. The record is from RefSeq and is a predicted model, not a curated record. The transcript is spliced from 8 exons. Gene Ontology annotation, molecular function: methyltransferase activity. Lineage: Eukaryota; Fungi; Ascomycota; Sordariomycetes; Glomerellales; Glomerellaceae. The coding region runs from base 1 to 1134 and encodes 377 amino acids.